AUGUCUGCCUUAUCGAGAGGCCUCAUUUCUCGUCUCCAUCAGAUACUUUCAGUCAAUUCAAGAACAACAUCGUCACCAUCACCGCCAACAGCAACAACACAAUUCUACCUCUUGAGAAGGUUCAGCAGUGAUGCUUUGGUCGACGGGUCUGAGAUUGAGUGCCAACAACGAAGCCGGAUCAUUGAAGCAAAACCGGGUGUAAUGACCCCAAAUUCAAAGCGAACCGGAGUGAUUGCGGUCAAAUGUGGAAUGACUGCUCGUUGGGAUAAAUGGGGUGCUAGGAUUCCUAUUUCUAUCUUAUGGGUCGAUGAUAAUAUUGUCUCUCAAGUCAAAACUGUUGAAAAAGAAGGGUUUUUUGCUUUACAGGUUGGUUGCGGGCAGAAGAAAGAGAAGCAUUUGACGAAGCCGGAAGUGGGUCAUUUUAGAGCUCAAGGUGUUCCAAUGAAGAGGAAAUUAAGGGAGUUUCCUGUUACAGAAGAUGCUCUUCUUCCUGUUGGUACUUGUAUUGGUGUUCGACAUUUUGUACCUGGUCAGUUUGUUGAUAUCGCAGGAAUCACUACGGGCAAAGGUUUCCAGGGUGGUAUGAAAAGGCAUGGGUUUAAAGGGGGGCCAGCAAGUCACGGUGCAUCCUUAUCACAUCGAAGUAUUGGUUCUACUGGUCAGAGGGAUGCUCCCGGGAAGGUAUUUAAAGGCAAAAAGAUGCCUGGGCGCAUGGGUGGAGUGCAGAGAACAGUUAAAAAUGUUUGGGUCUACAAAAUAGAUCCAGCAAGGAAUCUGAUGUGGGUGAAAGGCCAAGUCCCUGGCACCGAAGGGAACUUUGUGUUCAUAAAAGAUUCUGUUUACAAGAAACCUGAUAUUCAGAUGCUUCCAUUCCCAACUUACUUUGGAGCAGAAGAUGAUGAUGCUGCACAAUCACUAGUCGCCCAUCUUGGAGAAGUAGAUCCAUUUAUGGUUGCAGAUUAG
Molecule: messenger RNA, 963 nt
Organism: Dovyalis caffra
Lineage: Eukaryota; Viridiplantae; Streptophyta; Magnoliopsida; Malpighiales; Salicaceae
Source: the annotation of a GenBank genome assembly